AUGGCAUCAAAUCAAUCCUCAAUUCUGCCAGCAGACCUUAUGGAGUCACAACUAUCCACAAUUGACCUCUUAGUGGCAAUGUUCCCAUCGCCAGAGGAACUAGAAAUUCCUGAAUCGACAACUCAAUACGUUGAGAAACUUCGCAAUUGGUGCGAGAAUCCAGACUCCAAAAUCUCCGGUAUCCCGCCAACUAUAUCGCUUUCUGUGUAUCUGCCAAUUGCAGACGGUGACCGGAAUAUACAAGUCAAUAUCUCAGUACCAUUGCAUUGCGAAAGUCCUGACACAAUCGACCAACCACCUUCAUUGGGCUAUUCACUUCGACAACCGGACUGGAUGUCUAGAGCCGAGGCGGCCAACAUCACCGCUUCAAUACCACAAAGCGAUGACGCUUUAGAAGUAUUCGAAUACAUUCAAGUGGAGGCCAAUCAAAUUCUUGGAAGCAAGCAAAGUCAGACCGUCCCAUCAGAAGAUACCAACAAAGGACCCAUUGUCCGGGUCUGGUUCUAUUUCCCAUCUCUAUCCACGCGAAAGAAGAGAGACGACAUGGUCAAUCUUGCACCUGCUUAUUCUCUGACGGGCUUUGUCCUCGCAGGCAAACCUGGCGUGUUGUGUCUUGAGGGAGUGUCAUCGGAUGUCGAUUCCUAUAUGAGUUUUAUCAAAACACAUUCUUGGGGGGAUAUCCCCAGCCACCAGAAGAAAGUGAGCGAGCGUUUCCGGGAGGUGGAAAGUGUUCAGAGAGUCUUUCCUGGAAUGGAAGAGAUCACGGAUUCCUUGGGUGAACGUGGCGGACAGCGCGCUAAUCGUGGUGAUAUGCAAGCUCUAGAGGCGUGGUUAGGGAGCAGGGGGCUCCAAGAGGCAUUUGAGAAGGUAAUAUUUUAA
Molecule: messenger RNA, 879 nt
Organism: Penicillium brevicompactum
Lineage: Eukaryota; Fungi; Ascomycota; Eurotiomycetes; Eurotiales; Aspergillaceae
Product: DUF1115 domain protein
Exons: 1
Coding region: 1-879 (292 amino acids)
Source: RefSeq, a predicted model, not a curated record